Manihot esculenta (cassava) is the source of this 1250-nucleotide messenger RNA. Its product is annotated as mitochondrial acidic protein MAM33. The transcript is spliced from 3 exons. Gene Ontology annotation, cellular component: mitochondrial matrix. NCBI's taxonomy places the organism in Eukaryota, Viridiplantae, Streptophyta, Magnoliopsida, Malpighiales, Euphorbiaceae. Bases 31 to 996 code for a protein of 321 amino acids. The record is from RefSeq and is a predicted model, not a curated record.
UAGGCGUUAAAACUCGGUCGUUUUAUUCGAAUGAAACGAAUACGCCAGUCCCUGAUACCUAUCUGUGGAUUCCCGGUAUGUCGUCUCCGUUCAUUUGCUGAAAAGACUUGCACUCCUGCACCACGCCGCUAUAGCCCCUUGGCGACAACGCUUCCGCUUAUAUGCUGCGCUGCACUGCGCCUCCAUCCAGCACUCUCUCGCUGUUCUCUGUCUCCCUGUCAUAAACGGCCGCCCGUCGACAUUAGUGGCUUUGUACCGGUUAAUUAUCGCCCUGAAAACCCCAACAAAAGGCACAUAGAGGAAUCGAGAAAGAGUGCCAUGUUGAGGAAAUUGUUAACGGAAGGCGCUGUGCGGCAGCCAUUCUGGCGCAUGAUAGCAAAUCGUCGCUCUACUACCAACAUCUCCAAUGCCGUCGACUCCAUGUUGCUCCGCUCUCUCAAAGAACACUAUCUGGAAAUUUCCAAAAUGAAUCCUCCUCCGAAAGUGAGCCCACCAUCAGCCUAUACCAUAGUGAAAGGAGCUCUCGAUGGGAAUGGCCCGGUUCUCAAUAGAACCUAUGGAAAUGAGGAAAUUAAUAUCUCUGUAAUGCGCUUGGCCAAUAUAAUACCUGGAGGUGGAGGGGAGGAUGAUGAGGAUGACAUAAAUCAGUUAUUCCUUCAUGUGGAUGUGUCAAAGCCUGGGCAGGAAAAAUCUUUGCAUUUUCUUUGUGGUCUGUAUCCAGAUGCAUUAGGAAUUCACUCUGUUUCAUUAAGAACAAAGAUUGAUGAUUCUAGGCUUCUUGAAGAUCCAUAUGGAUAUAAUGGCCCUCAUUUUGGGGAACUUGACGAAAAGAUGAGAGAUGCACUCCAUAGUUUCAUUGAAGAAAGAGGGGUGAAUGAGAGCCUCUUUAAUUUUCUCCAAGCAUGGCUCUAUGUGAAGGAGCAUCGGAACCUUAUGCGUUGGUUUAAAACAGUGGGAGGGUUCAUUAAUAAAAAUAAAUCAACUAAAAGUGUGUAAGUGUGUUAAAGUGGAUAUGUAAUAGGAUUUACUGCCUCCAAGUUGGUGGUCUACCUCCCAUUUGACAACCUGGUGAGCAGUGAAGUCAUGGUUUAAUUUAUAUAGCAUUACAGUUUCACCAAGUCUAGGCAGGUUUGCUUUCCAAUUGCUGUUUUCCAGUUAUGAAUUAGUAACGUUUUAAAUACCUGGUUCAAAUUUUUGUGCUGUUUUAUAUUUCUUUUUAAUAACAAAAAAAUCUUACUAUAUUUAGCCAA